Messenger RNA from Paramecium sonneborni, 216 nucleotides. Lineage: Eukaryota; Ciliophora; Oligohymenophorea; Peniculida; Parameciidae. The record is from the annotation of a GenBank genome assembly.
AUGACCAUCUUAUUAGACCUAUUAAAAUCCAAUCUUAAUAUCUCAUAAAGGAAGGAAUAAUCAGCGAUAUUAGCAACCUAUUAAGCAGGUAAUAAGUUUUUUAAUCAAAUAGAAAGCCCCAUAAUUAUUAUUAUGGUUAUAGCAGAAUCAAACCUAAAAACUAAAAUCAAAUAAUGCUAAAGAAGAAGAUAAAAAGUAAGGAGAUGGAUGUUUUGA